CUGAUCAUAUAUUACAGCCUCUUAAACUCAGUUCUUCCAAAAUCAGCAUACCAGUUUCUCAUAGAAACCAUCAGUUUUAUCACAAUGCAGGCCACUCUACAGCUCUCACCACCAUCACUCCUUUCCUUUCUAACACCGACCACCCCGACCAAGUCCCUGGUCUUGCCGUUUAGGUCAGCUACUCCAAGGGCACAAUCUUCGAGAUUCCCCCAGCUCAAGGCAACCAACAACGUGACCUCUGAUCCUUCAACAGUUGAUUACAGCUCCAAUGCAACUUCGGUUUUUCCAGCAGAGGCUUGUGAAACGAUCGGAGGAGAAGCUUGUGAUGUCGAAAUGUAUCCUGAGGUGAAGCUUGAACCACAAGGGAAGAGCACCGCAGCCACGCCUGGUAAAGAGCGGGAGGAUAGAGAUUAUCUAGAGUAUGACAGCCCCAAAACGGUCUUCCCUGCAGAGGCUUGUGAUGAUCUUGGAGGAGAGUUUUGCGAGCCGGAGUACCAGAAAGGAGUAUACUAGAUGUUUAGAUUGAUACAAUUAGCAGGGAUGCUCAUGAUCCUUUGCGGUUGUCUUCUUACUUUCAUUGCCGACUUGUAUAGUUUUGUGAAUAGUAACUACUUGGAACUUAUGAAGUGUACCAUGAACAACUUUCCUGAAUAAUAAGGUACCUGAACUUGUUGUAAUAAAAAAGAAAAAAAAA
Molecule: messenger RNA, 694 nt
Organism: Fragaria vesca subsp. vesca
Lineage: Eukaryota; Viridiplantae; Streptophyta; Magnoliopsida; Rosales; Rosaceae
Product: light-regulated protein-like
Exons: 4
Coding region: 85-513 (142 amino acids)
Cellular component (GO): chloroplast
Source: RefSeq, a predicted model, not a curated record